Elephantulus edwardii (Cape elephant shrew) is the source of this 915-nucleotide messenger RNA. It is a transcript of the gene TSPAN32, whose product is annotated as tetraspanin 32. The coding region runs from base 1 to 915 and encodes 304 amino acids. The record is from RefSeq and is a predicted model, not a curated record. Gene Ontology annotation, cellular component: membrane. The transcript is spliced from 10 exons. Lineage: Eukaryota; Metazoa; Chordata; Mammalia; Macroscelidea; Macroscelididae.
AUGGCGACCUGGAGCCGAGUGCGAGUUGCCAAAUGCCAGAUGCUGGCCACCGGCCUCUUGGUCUUGCUACUGAGCCUGUGUGUGGCCACUAUGACUGCCCUCGCCCACUUUGGGGCCCACUUUACGGUCUUGAGCCGUGUGUCCCUGGAGAGAAACCCCUCCGAGGCCGUGCACCGCUGGGCCUUCUCCGUGGGGGUCAGUCUGACCGGGAUCCUGAGCCUGGGGGCCACACUCUGCAUUACAGCCACCGUGAGGGGGGCCAAGGGCCUCAUGGCAGGGGGCUUCCUGUGCUUCGCCCUGGCGUUCUGCAUCCUGGUGCAGGUGGUCCUGUGGAGGUUCUGCAACCCUACCCAGGUGGAGGACGCUGUGCUGGACACGUACGACCUGGUGUAUGAGCAGGUGGUGAGGGGCCUGUCCAAAUCCAGGUGGCAGGAGCUGACCGUUAUCCAGGACGUGUUCCAGUGCUGCGGGAAACAGUCUCCUUUCAGUCGGCUGGGCGAGGUGGAGGCAGGGCUGUGUCCAGGGGCGCUGGCCAGGAGAAAGGACUGCCUGCAGGAGGUCCGGAGCUUCCUGAAGACUCACACAGACAUCGCUUCUGCCCUGACUGGCCUUGGACUCGCCCUCACGGUGCCCGCCAUGCUGCUCAGUGCUUUCCUGUGGGCGGCCAUCUGCUCUGGCAGAAGCUUGGACCACCAUGGCACAUACACACUGACCACCCGACAGGGGCCAGGGACAGAACACGGGGCAGGCGGCCCCAGGAGCCCGGCUUCUUCAGGUACACUCACAGCGGCCCCCCAGCCCCGCACUCCUCAGAAGCACAGACUCUGGAUGACCGCCUGCACACAGGAGGAUGCACACACAGCCCUGCGCAGUGCCACUGUCACUGAGGUGCUGCGCCCAGACCCCCGGCCCUGA